UAAGAAUUAUUAAGAGUAGAGUAGUUGCAUGAUUGGUGCUAUAAAAAUCUGAGAGCAAGGUGAGUCCACAGCUGACAGCACUGUUACUCUUGAAAUCUUCAUCAAUGGAAGAUGGGAAUAAUAAUAACAUUAGAGAAGCAUUAUUAUUGGUGAAGAAAGAAGAAGUGUAUUAUGAGAAUUGCCCUGGUUGCAAGGUUGAUAAAGCCAAACACCUCACAAAUGGAAUCUCAAUUCGGAAUCUUCUUUAUAUAUGGCUUGCAGUCUUAUGUGGAACGCUGCCUGUAUGUUCUCUCUUUCCAUUUGUUUAUUUCAUGGUAAAAGAUUUUCAUAUUGCAGAAAGAGAGGAAGAUAUCAGUUCCUAUGCUGGUUAUGUAGGAUCUUCAUUCAUGCUGGGGAGAGCUCUAACAUCUAUAUUAUGGGGAAUGGUAUCUGAUCGUUAUGGUAGAAAACCCGUUAUUAUUUUUGGUGUUAUUACUGUUGUGAUAUUCAACACAUUAUUUGGCCUCAGCACAAAUCUUUGGAUGGCUAUUAGCAUGAGAUUUCUACUUGGAAGUUUAAAUGGUUUGCUUGGACCAAUAAAAGCUUAUGCUACUGAGAUUUGCAGAGAAGAACACCAAGCUAUUGGACUCUCAACCGUUGUUGCAGCUUGGGGAGUAGGUUUAGUCGUUGGACCAGCAUUGGGAGGUUAUCUUGCUCAGCCAGUAGAGAAAUACCCAAAUAUAUUUCCAAAGAAUUCCUUUUGGGAUAGGUUUCCAUAUUUCUUGCCCUGCUUCAUAAUAUCAGUUUUUGCAUUUGUGGUAGCAAUUGCAUGCAUUUGGCUUCCGGAGACACUUCACAACCACAAAGAUAACAAUAAAUCCAUUGAUAAAGCUGAAGCUUUAGAAGCUGGAAGUAAUAAUGAUGAUGAAGCUGAAGAAGAAAAAAGUAUCUUCCAAAAUUGGCCCUUAAUGUCCUCUGUCAUUGUCUACUGUGUUUUCUCACUUCAUGACAUUGCUUAUCAAGAGGUAAUUAUUAUUAUUAUUGUUGUUGUUAUUGUUGCUAACUCUUUAGAGGUAAUUAUAAUACUUGUAAUUUAUAUUAUGCAGGUGUUAAGUAUACCAUUGUUGCAAAGUUAUCCUUUCAUGAGAAUGUUAUCAGGCUUCACACUCUACGCAGUUAUAAGUUCUGCUUCCAUUCUUAAAAGUCUUGCAACUGUAACAAUUGCAACCGGUUUGUUCAUUCUGCAAAAUAGAGCAGUGGAACAACAUCAAAGAGGGGCAGCAAAUGGCAUUGCCAUGACUGCUAUGUCUGCAUUCAAAACAAUUGGCCCAGCUGCAGGUGGUGCAUUGUGA
This is a messenger RNA of Arachis ipaensis, 1331 nucleotides long. NCBI's taxonomy places the organism in Eukaryota, Viridiplantae, Streptophyta, Magnoliopsida, Fabales, Fabaceae. The record is from RefSeq and is a predicted model, not a curated record.